Choloepus didactylus (southern two-toed sloth) is the source of this 907-nucleotide messenger RNA. RefSeq names its product granzyme B-like. The coding region runs from base 81 to 842 and encodes 253 amino acids. Gene Ontology annotation, molecular function: serine-type endopeptidase activity. The record is from RefSeq and is a predicted model, not a curated record. Lineage: Eukaryota; Metazoa; Chordata; Mammalia; Pilosa; Megalonychidae. The transcript is spliced from 5 exons. Gene Ontology annotation, biological process: proteolysis. Gene Ontology annotation, cellular component: cytoplasm; intracellular membrane-bounded organelle.
CUUCUUCCUCUCCUGGGGGCUAAAAGACAGCAAGAAAGAGAAGCCCCAGCAGCUCCGGCCUGGGCCACCUUCCAGAGAAGAUGCAGCCACUCCUGUUUCUGUUGGCCUUUCUCCUGCCCCCUGGGGCAGAGGCAGGGAAGAUCAUCGGGGGACAUGAGGCCAAGGCCCACUCCCGCCCCUAUAUGGCAUUUAUUCAGUUUUGGGACCAGGGGAAUUGGAAACGGUGCGGCGGCUUCCUGGUACGAGAAGACUUCGUCAUGACAGCUGCACACUGCUGGGGAAGCACAAUAAAUGUCACCCUAGGGGCACACAACAUCGAGGAGCAGGAAAAGACCCAGCAGCUCAUCCCUGUGAGAAGAGCCACCCGGCACCCAGCCUAUAAUCCCAAGAACUACUCCAACGACAUCAUGUUACUGCAGCUGAAGAGAAAGGCCAAAUGGACUGCAGCCGUGCGCCCCCUCAGCCUGCCCAGGAGCAAGGCCCAGGUGAAGCCAGGGCAGGUGUGCAGUGUGGCCGGCUGGGGGAAGGUCUCCCCAAGGGGCACGUUAGCAGCCACAUUGCAGGAAGUGGAGCUGACCGUGCAGGAGGAUCAGAAGUGCAGCUCCCUCUUCCCUCGCCACUACAAUAAGGCCAUCGAGAUAUGCGUGGGGGACCCAAGGAAAAAGAUGGCUUCCUUUCAGGGGGACUCCGGGGGCCCCCUCGUGUGUAACAACGUGGCGCAGGGGAUUGUUUCCUAUGGGCGAGGAGACGGGACACCUCCACGGGUCUUCACCAAAGUCUCCCAUUUCCUGCUCUGGAUAAAGAAAACAAUGAAGCUCCUCCAGCAGCAGGAGUCAGAGUGAGCCCCCCAUCUUCUCUGGACCCAAGUCCAGAAUGACACGGAGGGAGGGGCCAGCACCUUAAUAAA